This is a messenger RNA of Odocoileus virginianus texanus, 4428 nucleotides long. NCBI's taxonomy places the organism in Eukaryota, Metazoa, Chordata, Mammalia, Artiodactyla, Cervidae. The record is from RefSeq and is a predicted model, not a curated record.
UGGAAGUAAAGAAAAUUUAAGGGAUAAUAUGACCUCUUGAGAUUCUGUCUUAGCAAGAAGAAAGUGGAACAUACUCUUGGAAAGAAAACUAAGACAUUAAGAAAGCCAGAACUUAUUUUUACAUGGUUGUCCACUCAGUUACCAAUAUGGACGGUUUUCCCACCAUUUUUCCUCCUGGUGGAGACAGUGAAUUGAGACAUUCUCAAACUGAGUUCCAAAAAAUGUUAACUGAUGAACGAUUACGAUGUGAACAUCAUAAAAAUAAUUAUCAGACUCUGAAAACUGAACACAGAAGGUUGCAAAAUGAGUAUGUAAAGUCACAAAAUGAACUCAAGCGCCUAUUAAAUGAAAAGCAAACUCACCAGGAAAAGUUUCAGAUGCUGCUUGAAGAGGUACGAGGAGAAUUAGUAGCGAAAACUAAAGACUUAGAAGAGAUGAAGCUGCAGGUAUUAACUCCACAAAAGUUGGAAUUGUUACGAGCCCAAAUACAACAAGAGCUGGAAACUCCAAUGAGAGAACGUUUUAGGAAUCUAGAUGAAGAAGUGGAAAAGUAUAGAGCUGAGUAUAAUAAGCUUCGCUAUGAACAUACAUUUCUCAAAUCAGAAUUUGAACACCAGAAAGAAGAAUUUGCACGUAUUUUAGAAGAAAAAGAAAUAAAACACAAGUCAGAGAUUGCAAGAUUGGAGGAAGAUAAAGAACUCCUUAACCAGUUGCACAGUGUUGAUCCCACAAGAGAGGGCAAACGAGUGGACCAACUUGUUCGAGAAAAAACCCAUUUGAAUCAGAAAUUAAAAAGUUUAGAAGCUGAAGUAGCAGAAUUAAGAGCUGAAAAAGAAAAUUCUAGUGCUCAGGUGGAAAAUACCCAAAGAAUUCAGGUGCGGCAGUUGGCUGAGAUGCAGGCUACAGUCAGAUCCCUGGAGGCUGAAAAACAGUCAGCUAAACUACAGGCUGAACGCUUGGAAAAAGAGCUACAAUCAAGCAAUGAACAAAACACUACGUUAAUUAGUAAAUUGCAUAAAGCUGAACGGGAAGUAAAUACAUUGGCCAGUAAAGUAAAGGAGCUUAAGCAUUCAAACAAACUAGAAAUAACAGACAUCAAACUGGAGGCAGCAAGAGCUAAGAGUGAGCUAGAAAGAGAAAGGAGUAAAAUUCAAAGUGAACUGGAUGGAUUACAGUCAGACAAUGAAAUUCUCAAAUCAGCUGUUGAACACCACAAAGCGCUCUUAGUAGAAAAGGACCGUGAAUUAAUACGUAAAGUACAAGCUGCCAAAGAAGAAGGUUAUCAAAAACUUGUGGAAUUACAAGAUGAAAAGCUAGAACUUGAGAGCAGAUUAGCGGAUUUAGAGAAAAUGAAAGUGGAACAUGAUGUCUGGAGGCAGUCUGAAAAGGAUCAGUGUGAAGAGAAAUUGCGAUCUUCACAGAUGGCAGAAGAGUCGGCCAGAAGGGAACUACAGAGUAUUAGGUUAAAACUUCAACAACAAAUUGUGGAUAUUGAAAAUGCAGAAAAAGAAAAAAAAGAAAAUUCUGACCUGAAACAGCAAAUCAAUGGUUUGCAGAUCCAAGUGACCUCACUGGCAAAGUCAGAAAAUGAGUUGCUGAAUUCAAACCAAAUAUUGAAGGAAAUGGUGGAGAGGUUAAAACAGGAAUGCCGAAAUUUAAGAAGCCAAGCUGAAAAAGCACAACUAGAAGUUGAAAAGGCAUUGGAAGAGAAGCAAAUACAGUGGUUGGAAGAAAAGCAUAAGCUUCAUGAACGUAUCAAUGACAGAGAAGAAAAGUAUAAUCAAGCUAAAGAGAAAUUGCAGCGAGCUGCAAUUGCCCAAAAGAAGAGAAAAUCUCUGCAUGAAAACAAACUGAAGAGACUGCAGGAAAAGGUAGAAAUCUUAGAGGCAAAGAGAGAAGAAUUGGAAACAGAAAAUCAGGUGUUAAAUAGACAAAAUGUUCCAUUUGAAGAGUAUACAAGGCUUCAAAAAAGACUAAAGGAUAUACAGAGAAGACAUAAUGAAUUUCGAAGUUUAAUUUUGGUUCCUAAUAUACCUCCAUCAGCAUCCAUCAAUCCUGUUAGUCUUCAGUCAUCAACUGUGAUUCCAGGCAUGGAACUGUCCUUUCCUCCUCACAUGCAGGAGGAACAGCAUCAAAGGGAACUCUCUCUACUUCGCAAAAGACUAGAAGAACUUGAAACAACACAAAGGAAACAACUAGAGGAACUUGGAUCUCCUGGGGAAUGAUUUGCUUGGAGAAAAGGCAGAUCAAAAGGGAUGAAAUCAGUGACUCAAUAAAGCUUGAAGUUUUAAUGUAUGUGGCAUUUUAGAUACUUCAUUACUGUUUGCCAAAACACUUGACUGUGCCUCAAGAAAAGGUACUAGCUACAUGCUGUGUUGCAUGAAUGUCAGGAUUUUAAGGUUAUAGUAAUGAUAAGUGAAGCCCUAAGACAGCUUCAGAGAUAUUUAGAAUAUUAUUGACAGCCCUUUGAGAAUGUUAAAUAAAUGAACAAAUAAAAAGGAAAUAGGGAAUCAAGUUUUUCAAUUAUUAAUUUUACUUUGUUGAAUUUUUUUUUGGGGGGUGGCAUUUUGCCUAAAUAUGACUUUGUUGAAUUCCCUCUUCUUUGAGGUGCUUAGCAAUCACAUGGUCAGAAAUGUUUUCUGGUUUACUAUAUGUAAAAGUUACAAACCUCUACUUCUUGAAAAAAGAUGACAAUUUAAAGUCAGCAUAAAACUUAAGAUAUCUAUAUAUAUUACACAACACUACCUUUUCUAAAAGCUGUAUGCACAUAAUUUAUUAAAAGCUUAAUAAAUAUUUUUCUAGUUAUAUUGUUUUGUGUUUGUUUUAACCAUACAGUGUAGAAGAUCUCACUAAUUUUGGCUUUGUUGAGUUAGAAUUAAUAGAAAAUAACAAAGUACAAAUAAUGAAGUCCUGUGGCUGUAUAAUAAAACAAGGGCCAUUUAUUGUAAAACUUGAACCCAGUGGGGUCCCUUUAGAAAUAAUGUUGGUAUUUAACUUUGUCUCCUGCAGUUUUGGAUCUAACCAAAUUGUUAUAAAUGUUUUAUUUCUCUGUGUCCCUAAGUAUGCCAUCAUUUGCUUUUUUAUGUAACAUCUUUUAAAGGCAUUCUGCUGGAAUAACUUCAUGUCAACAAGGCAAAGCUAAAGUGUGCUGGACUAAGUGGAAUGUUCAUUAUCUAGACGUCAUCACAUUCAAAAUUCCAAGAUGACAGUGGAGGCCAGGAGUAGAUUGCAUAGCCUUAACAUCAUUUAGAAGAAACUAGAUUUACUUACUAUAUAAUAUAGCUGCUAAUUUACAAAGUGUAUACAGUGACACUUUGUUCUUGAAAAAUAAUUUCCGUGGAGCUACUUAGAAUGAAAAAAAAAUCUAUUACUAGAAAACUUGAAGGAAGAAAAAGACAAAAACAGUCCAUAUUUACAUCAAAAUGUUUAUUUUUGGAUAUAGACAUUUAAAACAUUCAUCUCCAAGAACUGCUUCAAUCAGGUAUACAAUAAGAAAUAGACUUUAAAUCCCUAAUACAGAAAAAAGUAACAGAAUUAGUUUUUAAAUGCUGCUGUAGACACUAGUGUUAGAAAAAAGAAAAGCUUAUAAAUGGUUUUGCACCAAAAAAAUAUGCAAGGAAACUUGAAAAUAGAAAUUGUUUGCCAUUUGUUUCUCUGGUUGCUGUUUAAUAUAGACCCAGUGACUGAUUGUCUUCAGCACACAUCUAAUUUGGCCAUGUACUGCGUUUGGCUAACGUGAUCCAAAAUGUGAUCCAGAUAGUGCUUUUCACUGGAGGAUUGACAGACACGCUACACACAUUAGUGAAUCUUCACACCACCUCAGUGAGGUAGGUUAGAAAUAUUAUACAGAAAUUGAGGCACAAAGAGGUAAGUGACUUGCCCAAACUUCCCAGCAGCACAGUCCCUGGAAAAGGAGGUAAAUCUCCACGCAGGAUUCAUGUGCCAGAGAGCCGGACAGGGACACCCUCAUGUAGCAUUUACUAAAUACUGAGAUAAAGCUGUAGCUGAUCCUUUUGAGAUUUCUUAGCAUUUCUGUACCCUAAAGAGGGGAAGUCUUUUGGGCAACUCUCCUACCCUUGGCUCUCAACUCUCCUGCUGUUCCCCUAUGAAUGCCUUCACAUCGAGACUGCAGCAGCCUUAGAGCGGGACGAGACCUUUCUCAUAGAGAACCUCUGUGGUAGGGUUUUUGAGGUGUGUCCGUUGGAAAGACAGUGGUCAGAAGUGACAGGACUGGGAAGGCGCCUAUAGGGCAAUAAAAUGCUUAUUUUCUCUGAUCAGUUUGUUGAGGUCUCAUCUCUCACUCUUUACCAUAUAGUGAGAAGCAAAAAGAGCUGCAUUCAUUUAAGACAAAUGUACUUCUAAAUCCUGCUAUCUCAUAGAUUGUUGUUGCCAACACGUCUACUAUUGAAGACAUUUAAUAUGGAAAAA